AUCAAAUGCAACUGUGGAAAGAUGUUGACAAAGGAGAGUACUAUAAAAUCGAUAUCUACAAAGGAGGACAACAUAAAUGCCUCCAAAAUGGCACACAUUUGAAAAAAUUCUUCCCAGAAGUUACUGGGACGCUCAACUUUGAGCAAAGAGCAAAUGUUUCUCAUAUUGAUAGGAACGAAAUCCUUCCUAAAUUAAAUUCAGUAGAAAAUAUUACUUACAAACCCAAUUUGAGCAAGCUUCAUGGAUAUAGUCAAAUGCCCAAUAUGCUUAUAAAUAAGAAUUCCUCCACAGCAACCAAUACUGCAUCCUUUCUCCUUUCAAAAUGGAACAAAAGCAAUUUUAACAAAAAGAGAGCAUGUAAAUAAAGCUAACAGGAGAUCAAUGGUGCAUUAUGCUCCCGACCUCAAUAAGGAUCAUGAUCUGAAACUUAAGAAUCCCAACACAGUUUUAGAGCAUACUUUUCAGUCCCAGCAAAAGAAAAUUGGUCCGAUACAUACAACUCAGGAAGGAAUAUUUCCCAUAAAAACUACUCAGGCUAAGAACAACAAUAUUCUGUCUUCUUAUAUAAAUGAUGGAAUCAGUUUGAAAGACCAAUCAGUGCCUUAUAAGAAAAGAAGAACCUCGAUGAUGAAAGAUCUCUCUUCGGUCAUGAAGCCUUCCUCUGGUACAGUAUUUAACAGAUAUAAAUAAACGGAAAUCUCUUGUUGAAAAAGUCAAAGAUGAAACUCUUCAGGCAAGUCAUCUCAAAAAUAUGAGAGAAAUAAUGAACAAUUCAAUCUCAGAUUUUGGGUCUCCAAAUGACAUCAACCCAGCUGAAACUGAAAUAGAAGAGGAAUCAGACCUUGAGAAAUCUCAGAGGUUGAGUGUUGAAAAGCUUAAGAAAAGGAUGGGCUUGGAUAAAUAAAAUAUAUUCCACUGAGAUUGAUCUCCAUGCAAAAACUACAAAGGCAAGAGCCAGUAGAAAGUUUCCUAUUUACAUCAAGACAGAAGGAGAGAGGUGCAAAAUGGAUAAAUAACAGGCUAUUCCAGGCAAACCCGAGAGCCAGCCUCGAAAUGGCUAGGAGAAAAGAAGUUGAUAUACAGAUGCUGAUUAAAAGAAGAUGUCAAAGGAUACUCAAGAUACAAACAACUGAAGCCACUAGGAAUAAGUAA
This is a messenger RNA of Moneuplotes crassus, 1152 nucleotides long. Lineage: Eukaryota; Ciliophora; Spirotrichea; Euplotida; Euplotidae. The record is from the annotation of a GenBank genome assembly.